UCUCGGCGACGGCCGGCGUCGCUCUCCCCGGGAAGGUGCCACACAGCCGGUGCUGCAGGAGCUCGGGAGUCCGGGCAGCGGGGCAUGGGAGUGAGCGGCGUGCGGCAGUCAGGAGCCAGCCGCAGGAACCCGGCACAGCCCGGCGUGGGCGAGGGGUUACACCCGGCCGCGCCGACACUGCGAUGAGUCCCAUUCCCGAACUCUCGAUCCAGCAUGGGCAGCGCUGUAUCCAAACGCAAAACCCCGCGGAGCGAAGCCAUCUCCUCGGCUGAAUCUAAGGUUAGAGCAGCCCAAGCUUUUGGAGAAUAUUUAUCACAGAGUGAGGCUGGUACCAGCAGCAACAAAUUGCCAGAUCAUCUUGUGGUAGAGACAUCAAUCGGCCCAGAAGACUCCUCUCAGCUCCAGCCACCAGUGCAGAACAAACGCCGCCUGUCUGCCAUCUCACAGAGCAGACUGGACCGCAGCUUCUCGGAAGAAGGGACAGAGAAGUCGACCGAGGCCCAGAAGCCCCGGGUGUACACCAUCUCCGGUGAGAGCCAACUGAUGGCAGAGAGGGAGAGCGAGGGCCCACGGCCCGGCAGGGUGGGGCAGCAGGCACCUCAAGGGCCCUGCAGCUCGGGCAGGAGCUGGUCCAGCAGCAAGCAGAGCUCCAGGGACUGUCCCGGCUGUGCAAAGGGCUCUGUGCCCACCCCGCAGACCUUCAGCCUGGAGCAGGCAGCGUCCCGUGAGCCUGCCCGAAAUCGCAAGAAGCUGGAGCGGAUGUACAGCGUGGACAGGGUGUCUGAUGAUGUUCCAAUCCGGACUUGGUUUCCAAAGGAAAAUCUUUUCAACUUUCAGACAGCCACCACCACAAUGCAGGCGAUUUCGGCUUUCCGAGGCUUCACAGAGCGGAAGAGAAGAAAACGGGAGAAUGAGUGUGCAGCUGUGAUCCAGAGAAAUUUCCGAAAACACCUUCGAAUGGUUGGGAGUCGAAGAAUCAGAGUUCAGAGUUUCUCUGAGCGACAAGAGAAAAAUUUAGGUCGCUCCUGGAGUGACCCCACACCAGUGAAGUCCGAUCUGAUGUGUGACCCCCGUGAUAGUCACGAGCUGCAGAGCCUGUGCGCUGCUUUGGAUGAUGACUUCGAUGAUCUCAGCUGGGAGGCAGAGAAGGAGUUGGAGCUGCUGUCGUGCGACGGUGAAGACUUUGUUCCGCCCAAGAUUAUGCUUAUUUCAUCCAAGGUUCCCAAGGCAGAGUACAUUCCGACCAUAAUCCGCAGGGAUGACCCCUCCGUCAUCCCCAUCCUUUAUGACCAUGAACACGCUACAUUUGAUGAUAUCUUAGAGGAGAUUGAGAGGAAGCUGACCACCUAUCGCAGGGGCUGCAAGAUCUGGAAGCUGCUGAUCUUCUGUCAGGGGGGUCCUGGCCAUUUGUACCUUCUGAAGAACAAGGUUGCCACUUUUGCAAAGGUGGAGAAGGAGGAGGAUCUGAUUCUGUUUUGGAGGCGACUCAGCAGGAUGAUGAGCAAGAUUAACCCCGAGCCAAAUGUGAUCCAUAUAAUGGGCUGCUACGUCCUCGGAAACCCCAAUGGAGAAAAGCUUUUUCUGAGUCUGAAGAAUCUAAUGAAUCCUCACCGAAUAUCCUUCGAGUCUCCUUUGGAACUGUCAGCCCAAGGGAAGCGGAUGAUAGAGACGUACUUUGAUUUUCGUCUGUACAGACUCUGGAAAUCCAGGCAGCACUCGAAACUGCUGGACUAUGAUGACAUCUUGUGAGAAAAGGAAAGAUGGUAUUGGAAAGAUCAAUUGUAACUGCUCCUAUUGUGAAGGACAUCUCCUCAGUGCAGAUGAUGGAGUGUCUGUGAAGGGACGGAGAAGAACCAGGACACAGUUCUGUUGUAUCUUAUUCGGAGGAAGA
Hypanus sabinus (Atlantic stingray) is the source of this 1891-nucleotide messenger RNA. It is a transcript of the gene nsmfb, whose product is annotated as NMDA receptor synaptonuclear signaling and neuronal migration factor b. The transcript has 16 exons. The coding region runs from base 214 to 1749 and encodes 511 amino acids. Gene Ontology annotation, cellular component: nucleus; cytoplasm. Gene Ontology annotation, biological process: positive regulation of neuron migration; regulation of neuronal synaptic plasticity. NCBI's taxonomy places the organism in Eukaryota, Metazoa, Chordata, Chondrichthyes, Myliobatiformes, Dasyatidae. The record is from RefSeq and is a predicted model, not a curated record.